Molecule: messenger RNA, 4286 nt
Organism: Anguilla anguilla (European eel)
Lineage: Eukaryota; Metazoa; Chordata; Actinopteri; Anguilliformes; Anguillidae
Product: rho guanine nucleotide exchange factor 1-like
Exons: 32
Coding region: 392-3424 (1010 amino acids)
Biological process (GO): intracellular signal transduction; G protein-coupled receptor signaling pathway
Cellular component (GO): cytoplasm
Molecular function (GO): guanyl-nucleotide exchange factor activity; G protein-coupled receptor binding
Source: RefSeq, a predicted model, not a curated record
CGAAAACAAAACAGGAAGGGAUAAGAGCCGAGAGAGAAUGCUUAACUUGCUAACUGAGCUACAUCAGUUGCAUUUUGAAAAGAAAAACAAUAAAGAGAAUACAGUUCAGUUUUCUGCUAGUCACUUAAUAGGAAAAUACAUUGAAAGAUUUGUUUUUAUAGACGAUGGCAAGCUGGACCUUGCAGCAAGAUAGCUAAAUGUGUCGGGGGUUUGCAGACGCAAAAACGAGCUAACCAGCGCACUUGAAAAAUUGUACUUCCGCGUACAAUGUUCUUUUCCGCAGACAAGCGUCAACUUUCGACCAGGAACCCCCAUUAGACGUGUCAAUUCACGUAGGAGGCUCAUUUAUUCCAAGUCUGGGCUGUUUUGGGCCCCGUGCUCGAACCCCACCAUGAGCAUCAUCGGAGCAGAGGACGAUUUCUUCGAGAACGACCUGGGUCCCACGGUGGACGACCAGUGCAGCCACUUCAACAGCAUCGACCUGCUGAAGGACAGGCCUACUCACCUGCUGGUCUUCCUGAACCACGUCCUUCUGCAGUUUGACACUGCUCCACUGCUGUGCUACCUCCACGCCGACCUCUUCAAGCCCCUCAGCGCCAAAGAGACCAAGAAGCACUUCGUGGACUUCUACAACACGUUCGUGGACAAGGGAGCAAUCCUCAGAGUGCCAGUGCCCACCAAUGUGUCCGUUGAGUUCGAGCGUUCACGUCCAGAAAGCAUCAGUGAGGACAUGCAGAAGCGCUUCACUGAGGAAAUCCAGGCCCAGCUGGUACCCGAGAUCAUGCGGCAGCUGGAUGACUUCAAGCAGAAGAGGAUGAUGGGAAUGAUACUCAACGAGCACGAGCUGAUCGAGGUGGAGUCCCACCACCCCACGGAGAGGAUCCCCACGGAGAUGAAGGAGAAGGCCGUGGCGGAAAGCCUGCUGGAGAAGCUCUCCGACAUCCCACCCGGCAUCGACGAGGACAAAUACACCGCCAUCUUCGCCGCCCUGGUCUCCUACAUGAAGCACCUGGGCGUUAAGUACAGGACCCACGACGGCAAGAAGUCCAGAGGGUUCUUCAAGAAAAGGAAUCCCCUGAGGAGGUUCGAAGAUUCAGCCCGACAGAGAUUCCCCAACAUACCUUGGAUUGGGAGCAAUGAAAUCAAAAUGUCUAAACCGGAGAAUGAAGGUGAGAAAGAGAAGGCGGUCCCUCCUACCCGCAUCGUGGGCCCCGAACCCAGCCCGCUGCCCUUUCCGCACAAGAAACAGGCCUCCAUGGGGCCUCCGGGGGGUCAUCUGGGGUCAGAGGGCAGUGAGGGUUCAGGGGUCAGCGUCAGCAUGACCGCCAGCCUGGACUCCUCCCAACCCGAUUUUGGGCUGCUCAGUCGCUCUGAAACCCUGGUGGUGUCGGAAACGGUGGAGGUGCCCCCCGCGUUCAAGGGUGGGCCGUCCGUCUCGGACCCCCCCCAGGCCAGCGAGCCCGCCCUGGACGACAGCCAGGACGGAGACAGACGCAAGCCAAGGACGUCGGCAGCGGUCCGGCGCAGCGAGAGCCUGCACAGCGAGAGGCGUCGCUCGAAGCGCGGCUCCGGCCGGGACAAGCAGCCGCGCUCCCGCAGCGACGUGGACCUGCAGGCGGCCACCGCCUCCGCCGCCCACCCCCUCUCGCCCUCCCCCCACCACGCCCCCUUCUCCGAUGGCGGGGUCAGCCCCUCUGAGGGCUCUGCCCCUGGCCUCGCCUCCUUGCUGGCCCCCUCCCCUCAGGAGGAGCUGGAGCCCCGCCUCCUGGAGCUGGAGCAGGACCCCCCCAACUGGAGGGAGCAGGCCCCCAGCGACGCCCUGAGGAACCUCAGCAAGAAGGAGACCAAGAGGCAGGAAGUCAUCAACGAGCUGUUCGUCACCGAGCACGCCCACGUGCGCAUGCUGAGCGUCCUGCAGACCAUCUUCUUCCGGCCGCUGGAGCGCAGGGAGAUCAUGACCCUCCCCGAGCUGGCCGCCAUCUUCCCCAACCUGGACGAGAUCAUCGAGAUGCACUAUAACUUCUACGACGACUUGAAGAAGCUGCGCCAGGAGGACAACUACAUCGUCAGAUCCGUCGGGGCCACGCUGCUGAACAGAUUCAGCGGGGCGGAGGGGGAGUGGUUCCAGAAGCUGACCGCUCGGUUCUGCGCGCACCAGACCUACGCCCUGGACCAGAUCAAAGGGAGGCAGAAGAAAGACGCCCAUUUUAACGCCUUCAUUCAGGAAGCGGAGAGCAAGCCUCAGUGCAGGCGCCUUCAGCUGAAGGACAUCAUCCCCACAGAGAUGCAGAGGCUCACCAAGUACCCGCUGCUGCUGAUGAACAUCGCCAAGAGCACAGUGGACCAAACGGAGAAGGAGAGCGUGGAGCAGGCUGCCGAGUGCUGCCGCAAGAUCCUGAACCACGUCAACGAGAACGUGAAGGACAUGGAGAACCUGCUGACCCUGAAAGACUACCAGCGCAGGCUGGACCCGUCUGGACUGAAGCCCAGUAAUGACCUGUACGUGGAGUACAAGAAUAUUGACCUGACUCAGAGGAAGAUGAUCUACGAAGGGCCACUGACUUGGAAGGUCACUAAGGAGAAGGCUAUAGACGUGCAGGGUGUGUUGCUGGGAGACAUGCUGGUGCUGCUGCAGAAGCAGGAUGAUAAGAUGGUGCUGAAGUGCCAGAGUAAGAGCAGCGCUGCUGUGCAGGAGGGGAAGCAGAUGCUCAGCCCCAUCAUCAAGCUGGACACCGUGUUCCUCAGGGAUGUGGCUACCGACCGGAAGGCCUUCUACGUGAUCUUCACCUGGGAGAGCGGGGCGCAGAUCUACGAGCUGGUCGCGCACUCCAUCGCCGAGAUGAAGAACUGGAAGGAGCUGAUCACGUCCACGGUGCAGGAGCUGAAGCGGAACGAGGGCACCCUGGACAGGAGGAGGAUGGGCAGCCUGAUCCCGCCGGGGGCGCUGUUCAGCUCCAGCCCUUUGGUGUCCCCACACUCUAGUUCUGAGAAUGGAGCAUUGUCAUUGAAAACCAGCUCUGACCGGGAUAAGGACAGCCUGUCUGAGGAGAAGGGAGGGGACUCCUCCCAGGCACUGAUGGAUCACCUCCUGGCCAGCGGCUUCGACCUCAUCGCCCACAGCAACGCCCCGCAGGAGAAGGUCGCUGACGAGGCCCUGAAACACGUUGGUUCCCUGAGGCUGCUGGUGAGCUCGGGCCUACCAGAGGACCGCGAUGCCGCAGAGUCGGGGAGGAGUGAAGGGGCGGAGCCAGAAGCACAGAGCUGUCAAUCAUCGGAUGGAGGGGUGAAGGAGAAGACCGAGGCAGCGAGGACGCUCGAAAGUUUGGAGGAACACCUGAAACACCUGCAGAAUGUGGAAGAUGAGUACCACCGGUUACAGGAACUCCUCUCCAAGUACAUCCUGUCUAAGGGCAACUUCCAGUGAAGCACACUGCCUCUACUGGACGACCAGAUCACUGUACAUGCUGGAAUUAAGUGGAAGACUUGUAUUUGGGGUGACUCAUCCGUGCUGCCUGGAGUUUCUUGUACGUGCUUGUCUGCUUGAGGGUUUUCUAGUCCCUUCUGAAGAUUGACAGUUGGCCACAGCCAGUAGUGAAGCUGGAGACAUCAGGAGGUGGGCUUUGACAGUGCAGUACUGUAGCCUCAUGGGACAGGGAGAACUAGCAUGUGUGUAUGCAUGCAAAUGCGUGUGUGUGUGUGUGCGUGCAUGUGUGUGUGUGCAUGUGUGUGUGUAUGCGUGCGUGUGUGUGUGUGCAUGCUUUUCCCUCUCAGGCUUUACUUGUGUGUGUGUGAGAGCGAGAGAGGCAAAUCAUUUGCAAGCUGGUGAUGUGUUGACGCCAGUAUUGCCUGCAAAUAUACUUUUUUAUUCCAGAAAAAACACAGUAAUGGUUUAAAGGAAACCUUGGAGCAUUCAAUCGAAAAGCAUUAAUAUGUCAUUGCCCUGCCGUUAGCAUUUAGCAUGUUCACCAGGACAGUCUGCAACCCCUAAAAAUCCAGUAUAUAAAUGCUGGGAAUGUGCUGUCCCCGUUCAGCUCAUAUAUGUGCCCUCAGUGCCCCAGACUGAGUUAAACGGCAUCGGCUCAAUGUGCUCUGCUACAGUAACUGGCAUGGCAGUGUUUUAUCUCCUAUCGGAAGCGCUAAUCAGAUUUCAUAAUUAUUUUGCGCACAUUAUAAUUGUAAAAAGGUUUGAUAAUUAAUAGGGGUUGAAAUUACCUCUUACUUUAAGGAAUAAAAUAUGACAUAUGUAUAUAUAUACUGUGCAUAUACACACAUACAGUAUAUAUACA